Hyaena hyaena (striped hyena) is the source of this 1687-nucleotide messenger RNA. It is a transcript of the gene CCDC183, whose product is annotated as coiled-coil domain containing 183. The record is from RefSeq and is a predicted model, not a curated record. The transcript has 14 exons. Lineage: Eukaryota; Metazoa; Chordata; Mammalia; Carnivora; Hyaenidae. Bases 66 to 1670 code for a protein of 534 amino acids.
CUGAGCGGGCCCAGCACAGGGAGGGUGGGAGGUGCACAGGGGCCUGGAGGACCCUGACGGCCACCAUGAAGGCGUGCAGUGAGGCAGAUGUUGAGGGGCAGAUCCAGGAGCUGAAGACAAUCACUCGGCUCCAGGAGCAAUGCCGGGCACUGCAGAUCCAGGCGGUAAAGGAGAAGACGGCCAAGAACAAAGCCACGCUGGCUCUCCUCCGCAGCAACAUCCGCCAAGGGGCCCAGGACUGGGCUUUGGCCAAGAAGUAUGACCAGCGGACCAUCUCCAAGGCCUGCGGGAAGGACACGACCAUGAGGCUGGGGCACUGUCGCUGCUCCAUGGAGGUGGCGCGCGAGAAGCUGCGAAAGUACGUCUUCGACCGCGUGAACGUGCACAACGUGCUGAUCCACCUGGUGCGGCGGCGGGGUGAGAAGCUGCAGAGCAUGCGGCUGCAGCUGGCCGGUUUGCAGCGCCAGCCCGACGCCACCAAGGAGGAGCAGCGCCAGCGGCAGGUCAUCCGCCAGCUGGAGAACAACAUUGAAAAGACCAUGGUCAAGAUCACCACGAGUCAGAACAUCUACCUGCUGUACGUGGACCUGCUGGAUUAUCUGAAGAAAAAACUGGCAGGCUACCCCAUGGGGCUGGACAAGCUGCAGAAUCUCGUGGGUGACUACUGCUCGGAACUGUCAGACAUGACAGUCAUGUCCCAGGACGCCAUGAUGAUUACGGACGAGGUCAAGAUGAACAUGAGGCAAGGGGAGGCGACUUUCAUCGAGGAACGCAGGGCACGGGAGAACCGGCUCAAUCAGCAGAAGAAGCUGAUCGACAAGAUCCACACGAAGGAGACCAAUGAGAAGUACCGCAGGGGCCGGCGGGACUUGGACUUCUCCUCCAAUAUGAUGACUACAGAAACCGUGAAAGUGAGGAGAAGAGAGGCCUCCAAGUCUGAUAUCGAAUACGAGACAGACGUGACUGCUUCAGUGGAGAAAGUGAAGACGGCUGUGCGAUGCUCCUAUCUCUGGGACAUCGCUGGCCGCCUCCUGGCACAGAGGAACACGGAGGAGAACCUGGGGCUGCAGAUGGAGGACUGUGAGCAGCGGCGGGCGCAGCUCGAGGCCCUGAUGAAGAAGCUGGAAACGGAGGAGGCAGUGCUCAAGUUCCGCCAGGCGCCCGGCUCCGUCAGCUUCAAGUCUGUUGAGAAGAAGAUGAAGGACAUGCUGAGAGAGGAGGAAGAAAGGCUCCGGCUGGCCUACUCCAACAUGACCAAGAGCCAGAAGCUGCUGCUGACCAUCCAGACGGGCAUUGACAACCUCUAUGUCCGGCUGAUUGGCAUUGCCCUGCCCACGGCCCAGAGAGAAGUGGUGCUCUCCGAGCCCCCUGACGCGCUCAGCAAGCUGGCCGACUGCGAGGGGAAGCUCGUGUACCUGGCCGACAGUCUGCGGAUGCUGUCCAGGACUGAGGAGGUGAACACAAAGCUGAGGGAUACUCUGGAGUCCUCGACUCUGAAGGAGAAGCAGAACACGCGGAUCAGCUUUGAGGAGCUGGAGGAUGAUGUGAUAGAAACCUUCCAGUUCGCAGACGUGGACCACAGCUACGUCCCCUCGCGGGCCGAGAUCAAGGGGCAGGCCCAGCGGCUGAUCGAGGGGAGGCUCAAGGUGGCCAAGAAAAAGAAGAAGUAAGCUGGAGGAGGAGCCCC